AUGCGAUGCAUGCCGAGUGCAGGUGACGAGAAGCGGUGGUGUGGGUUAUCUGGGGUCGAGCCCGUCAUUGCGGUGGAGGUGGAAGUAAUUAGCGAGUUCCAAGGCACGGCCAUUGCCGAGGUGAACCGUCGUCGCGGUCUCAUUAACAGCAGCGAUGCCGAUGACAUCCACACUGUCAUUAAGUGCGACGUACCCCUGCAAAACAUGUUUGGUUUCUCGACGGAUUUGCGGUCAUCCACUCAGGGCAAGGGCGAGUGCACGAUGGAGUACAAGACACAUGGCAUUGUCAUGCGUGACAUGCAGGAGAAGCUGAUGAGCGAGCACGAAAAGGCGCAAGCGGCCAAGAACAAGCAGAUGUCCGGGUGCUUGGAUUUUGCUCGCUACGACAUGUGCAUGGACGAACUCUGCAACGGUUGGCGAUAG
Hyaloperonospora brassicae is the source of this 423-nucleotide messenger RNA. The record is from the annotation of a GenBank genome assembly. Lineage: Eukaryota; Oomycota; Peronosporomycetes; Peronosporales; Peronosporaceae.